AUGUGGUCUAUGGUUGAAAAUGGAAACUACACACCAAUGACUACUGCAACAGACACAAUUGCGUCAGUUCCAAAAACUCAGUCACAAUGGACAAAGGAAGAAAACGAUAAGGUGCUACUAAACUCUAAAGCUCAAUUCAUAUUAUCAUGUGCUCUUAGCAGGGAAGAAUACGAACGGAUAGAAGAAUGCACAACUGCUAAAGAAAUCUGGGAUGCCCUUAAAAUACAUCAUGAAGGAACGAGUCAUGUUAAAGAAGAAAGAAUUGAUCUAGGUGUUAGGAAAUUUGAAACCUUUGAAAUGAAGGAGGAAGAAACCAUAGAUGAAAUGUUCUCUAGAUUUACUAUAAUUGUCAAUGAACUAAGAUCACUGGAUAAAGCUUAUACUGCUCAUGAAAGAAUCAGAAAAAUCUUGAGAUGUCUUCCAAAAAUUUGGAGACCUAUGGUAACAGCUAUUUCACAAUGA
Molecule: messenger RNA, 462 nt
Organism: Vicia villosa (hairy vetch)
Lineage: Eukaryota; Viridiplantae; Streptophyta; Magnoliopsida; Fabales; Fabaceae
Exons: 1
Coding region: 1-462 (153 amino acids)
Source: RefSeq, a predicted model, not a curated record